Messenger RNA from Meleagris gallopavo (turkey), 358 nucleotides. NCBI's taxonomy places the organism in Eukaryota, Metazoa, Chordata, Aves, Galliformes, Phasianidae. The record is from RefSeq and is a predicted model, not a curated record.
AUGGCAGCACAACAGCACCACCGUGGCACCAGUGGAAGCAAUGGAAGCAAUGGACCCAGUGGUACCGAUGGAAGCAACGGAACCGAUGGUACUGAUGGUACUGAUGGACCCAAUGGAACCAACGGAACCGAUGGUACUGAUGGUACUGAUGGACCCAAUGGAACCAACGGAACCGAUGGUACUGAUGGUACUGAUGGACGCAAUGGAACCAACGGAACUGAUGGUACUGAUGGACCCAAUGGAACCAACGGAACCGAUGGUACUGAUGGACCCAAUGGAACCAACGGAACCGAUGGUACUGAUGGACCCAAUGGAACCAACGGAACCAAUGGACCCAAAGGAACCAAUGGACCCAAUG